AUGGCCCCGAAGAAGGGCAAGAAGGAGGAGGACGAGGUUGCAGAAGCAGCUGUUGCACCAACCGAGCCUGUGGAGGAGGUUCCGAAACCUCGGAAAGUCUGGUCCUAUGGCAUCAACAACCACGUGGACCACUUGGCUGCAGAGACGUUGCAGGCCUUCAAGGGCAUUGGCGACUUCCGGCAGGACUUUGCCGGCUUGUGCGAUGCGCUGGACAUCGUGGGGCAUCAUGCCCUGAUGCCUGAGAAAGACUUGGAAGCUCCUCGCGAGGCAGGCCCAUCAGCGGUUCUGACACUGCAAAGCCAGUUGCUGGAUCGUGCAUCUAUGUUGGUUAUGAAGGCAAUUCUACCAACCUCUCUGCACUUGGACACAGUGCGCCUGAGUGGAUGCAGCCUGGACAUAGAGUUGCUACACUUGCUACGCGAAGCCUUGACUUCAGAGACGACAGUGCGAAGCUUGCACGUGGAGUGGAACCGCAUGGAGUUGGCACUGGAUGACAAGAUCCGGGAGUCAUUGAACGAGGCACAUCACUGGACGGAAAUCGAUGAGGCCGAGAAGAGUUUGUUCCACUCAAGGGCGCAGCGUUCGUUGACGAUGUUCCGGGAGGAGCUGGAGUCAAGACAAGGUGGCGACGUAAAGUUGGCCAUCCAGCGGUUAGCGGAACAUGCAGUCGCAGGGCAUCCGGUGACAGCAUCGCUUUGGCCCAUGGACAUCAAUUCCUGGGUGUCUACCUUCUACGAUGUUUUUCACAUGGAUGUCCUUGAUUGUGAGCCUGUGUUCAACAUCCUCGACUCUGACUACGGUGACGGCGACGGGUUCGUGCCUCUGGCGAGGCUGCAGGAGGUGUUGGAGGGGCUGCCCACCGAUCCGCCGGAGAGUGAAGAAAGGCUCCUCCCUCCUGCUCAAUGCCCAGAGUUCCAAGAUGAGAUCGGCUCCGCCUUUGGGGCAUUCUUGGACCGCACGAGCCCACUGGAAGUAAUCUCCUUCAGGUGUUGCAAUCUGGGUCGCCUGGAGGUUCAGGCCAUUAGCUCAUGCUUGGCGAGUCCAUCCCCGCACCUGCGUGCGCUUAAUCUCUGGGGCAACAAAAUCUGCGACCGUGGUGCACAAGCCUUGGCACAGGCACUCGAAUACAACUUCGGGCUGCAAUUUCUUGGGCUCGGUCGCAACUUUGUCACCCAUGAAGGCCUCCGAGCCCUGUGCAACGUGCUGGGGACACGGCGACUCGAGGAAAAGGCCGCUGCUGAGAAAGUCAUCAAGCACUUGAAGGACCAGCAGAAGGAGGUGGAAAAGAAGCGAAAAGCUUUCGGGGCCCCGCCGAAGGAUGCCAACGGCCGAGAGCGCUAUUGGCCAGAACCACACUUGGACACCUGCGAAGAGUUUAAGGACGACUCAGGCACGCCCUUUUGGAUCUGGACUCGGAAUACCGUGAUCAAGACGCUGAAUUUGGAGCAGAACCCCAUAAGCGAUGCAGACAUGGUGGAGCGUCUCCAACCACAUGGUACUGGUGCCUUGAUACUGCGUUCAACUCCUUGCACGGCAGUGCUUCUCGAGCGACAGCAGAAGGCCAAGGAGCAAAAAGCCUCCAUGCCAGAAGAUGAGGAAGGCCCCGACGAGACUAGCAAAGGAUGGACCCUGAUCUUGAGCUGA
Molecule: messenger RNA, 1644 nt
Organism: Symbiodinium sp. CCMP2456
Lineage: Eukaryota; Dinophyceae; Suessiales; Symbiodiniaceae
Source: the annotation of a GenBank genome assembly